GUCAAUACGUUCCAGGCAGUAAUUGGCUACGAUGAGACAAAUUCAUACGUCAUCUUCCUUUACCCCGAAGGUGGCCUGAACUUCUUUGGGACACUCCCCAAGGAGUCUUAUAAUGUUGAGGUACAGCUGAGUGCUAGAGUUGGCUUCAGCAGAGGAGAAGUCCCAUAUCUGAUCUUCUCCCGAACUGAGGGACCUUACUACAGCAUUACCAGUGAUGAGCAAGGUGUAAAAAACCUCUACCAGGUCGGUAAUACAGGAAUUCCAGGUGUUUGGGUUUUCCACACUGGGAACCGCUACUCUUUCGACAACAUUGUUCCAGCAUCCACCGGUGGCCUCCUUGUUACUCCACCAACUGGAGGACUUCGCCUCUCCCUGGACACGACCACCCCUGAGUACGGCGAGUUUGAGGAAUAUCCAGACAACACUUUUGACCCUGAUAACCAGGAGGAAGAUGAUGAUUAUCCUCUGACCGGCGGGGACCCUGAAUUCCAGCCAGCUCCUGCUGGUGGUGACCAUUCAGCAAGUCCUGAUGCUCCCUCCUCGCCCUCAGAGGAUUCUGGUCGUCAGGUGUCGUACGGCAGCGAAGAUGUACCGUUGACCUCUGAACCCAGGUACAGUUCAGAGCCAGCAGAGAGGCAGUAUGUUCCCCCUCAACAUCCAGAGAGAGGACAAGAGGGAGUUGCUGAGGAACAGCAGCCACAGGUUCCUCUGGAGGUGGUGGAUGUUUACCCCCCUCACAGAAAUGCACCACCUCUUUCCCCUGGAGGUCACGUGGUCAGUGUGGAUGAAGACGAUGUUGAUUUUGACACAGGAG
Molecule: messenger RNA, 814 nt
Organism: Plectropomus leopardus (leopard coralgrouper)
Lineage: Eukaryota; Metazoa; Chordata; Actinopteri; Perciformes; Serranidae
Source: RefSeq, a predicted model, not a curated record